AUGGCGCGGAUCGUUGCGUUUGUGCCGUGCAAAGGUACAUCGAGUCGCGUAGAGAGCAAGAACACGAAACUGCUGGAUUCCAAACCACUCUUCCUGCACACUUUGGAAAAGUUGCUCUUCGAGUGUCCUUUUAUUGACAAAGUUGUCUUGGACUCUGAGUCCGAUGAUGUUUUCAAGGUGGCGGAAUUUCUUGCGAGCGAUAAUCCAAAGUUAGUUUUCCUAAAGCGGGACGAGGCGUUGGCCACGAACAAGACGGACGGUAACACUCUGUUCAUGAACGAAGUUGAGCGAUUCGAUGCCGAAAUCUAUGUGCAGGCGCUGUGCACAAGCCCGUUCAUACAUCCAGAAACGAUUAAGAAAGGUGUCGAGAGCGUGAUGUCCGGUGUUUAUGACUCCGCGUGCACUGUUCGCGAUGAUAAACUGUAUACGUGGACAAAGGCAGGGCCGAGCUAUGAUAUCCAAAAUAUUCCCAACUCAGUUGAUUUGCCAACGACUACCGUGGAGACCAUGGGGCUGUACAACAUUACGAGAGAUGCGGCGAAGCUGACUCGGCGAAGGAUAGGGAACAAACCACACAUGCUGCAUGUUACGCCAGAAGAAGCAGUUGAUAUCAACUACGAAGUUGACUUCGCUCUUGCA
Molecule: messenger RNA, 639 nt
Organism: Ostreococcus lucimarinus CCE9901
Lineage: Eukaryota; Viridiplantae; Chlorophyta; Mamiellophyceae; Mamiellales; Bathycoccaceae
Exons: 1
Source: RefSeq, a predicted model, not a curated record